AUUCGCGAAUGUACCUGAGUGAAAGUAACGGAAGUCCAUCGAUGCUUCAGCAUUUCUGACAGAGAAGCUUUAAUGGACAAAAAGUCAGCUACAAUAACUGCAUUGUCAAGAGGACUACCUUUCUAACGCGAAGCGCCCGUAGGCGUUGGAACGAUCACGAAAAUUCCAUUUUGCAAUAAAAUGACCGCGGAAACCGCGAUGGAGGACCGUUUGCCGAACUGGUCCCAGGUUCUGCCCACCGUCCAGGAAGUCGGCGAUAUGUUACGGAGCUUCGGCAUCUACGAUUACGCGGUUUUCGCGUUCAUGCUGUUGAUUUGCGGUGUGAUCGGGAUUUACUUCGGUUUCGUUAAAAAAUCCACGGGAGUGGACGAAUACCUGGUCGGUGGUCGAAAUAUGAAGAUGUUCCCUGUCAGCUUUAGUCUCAUAGCGAGCUUCAUAUCAGGUAUAUCAUUGCUGGGUACACCGACCGAAGUUUACGUACACGGCACCAGCUAUCUUUGCGUCGGUUUUGGGAUCAUAAUCGUCGCUUUCGUCAUGUCUGAAAUAUAUUUGCCGGUAUUCCACGAUCUCAGACUGACAAGUACCUACGAGUAUCUCGAGAAACGUUUCGAUAAAAAGAUUCGAUUACUGGGAUCGCUGCUUUUUUCCAUUGGCAUCAUGACCUGGCUGCCUAUUGUCAUUUAUGUGCCGGCACUGGCUUUUAAUCAAGUUACGGGGGCGAAUGUACACAUAGUGACACCGUUCGUGUGUAUCGUGUGCAUUUUCUACACUUGCGUGGGUGGCAUUCGGGCAGUAGUGUGGACCGAUUUUAUUCAGACGUUCGUGAUGUUCGGUUCCAUGCUGCUGAUCAUUAUCAAAGGGACAGCAAACGUAGGCGGAUUGUCGGUGGUGUUGAGAAGGAAUCUGGAAUCCGGCAGGCUCGAGUUGCCCACGACAGAUUGGAAUCCACUUACCAGACACACGAUCUGGUCCCUCGUGAUUGGCGGUUUCUUCCACUGGUUGCACAUAUCCGCCAUCAAUCAAAGUAUGAUACAACGAUACCUCGCGUUGCCCACCCUGCGAUCAGCUAGAAGAGCGCUCUGGUGUUUCACAGUCGGGGUCUUGAUCAUAAUGGGAAUAUGCGGAUACGCGGGAAUGUUAAUAUAUGCCUGGUACCACGAGUGUGAUCCACUUACGACGAAGUUAGCAGGCGCGAAGGACCAGUUAUUGCCGUUGCUGGUCAUGAACGUCUUACGAGAUCUGCCAGGUCUUCCGGGUCUUUUCGUCGCUGGCGUGUUCAGUGCAGCUUUAAGCUCUCUAUCUACUGGAUUGAAUUCUAUGUCGGCGGUGGUGCUGGAAGAUUUCGUGAAACCUUUCUGUAAAACACCCUUUACACCCCGAGCGGCGGACAUUUUGAUGAAAGUCACGGUGGUAGUUCUGGGAAUAGUCUGCGUUGGCCUUGUGUUUGUCGUUGAAAAAACAGGGUCUCACGUUUUGCAGUUAACUACGAGCUUGAGCUCCAUUACCAGUGGGCCUUCCCUUGGUAUCUUCAGCAUGGGAAUACUGUUGCCCUGGGUAAACGCUAAGGGCGCUCUUCUUGGCGGUCUCUCCGGUCUGAGCUUCAUGGGAUGGAUCAGUCUUUCAGCCGAAGCAGCGAUCGCUAGUGGAAGAUUAAAAUUCGACGAGAAACCGGUUACUACGGAAGGUUGCUACUACUCGUUCCCUCAGGUAGAGAAUCUGAUGAUAUUCUAUCCUCCGGAUGCCAUCUUGAACGAGGGCGAUGAUGACUUUCUUCCAGAGCCUUUAGCGUUGUACCGCCUCAGUUAUCUUUGGUACACGGUCACCGGCGCGUUGGUCACGAUGUGCGUCGGCCUCGUAGUGAGCCUUGUCUCGUCGGAAAACGUUGAAAAACUAGAUCCAAUGCUACUGGCCCCGUGCAUAAGGCGAUUCGUGAAAACAUCCAACAAGGAAGUUCAACAAGUCGAGAUUGGAAAUAUAGGCACUUCUCUCGAGGCACGAGGAACCAGGGAGGAAAGCACGACCGGGUGACGCUUUAUUGGUACGACCUUGGACGACGAUCAUCAUUCGGUGUUGAUCGAAUCAGGAGUCGACAAACCGUGCACAGUGGCAGGCGUUUCGUUGACGAGCCGAAAUAUUAAAUUAGACGAGCCGGAAUAUAAAACAAGUUAGCAGCGAUCGCGUGAGAGAAGAAGCCACAAAAUGACAGUAAAUGACGUGUACAAACCGAGCGGGAACGGGGCACGCGGAUACGACACGAAGAGGGAAAAGGGGGGGGAGGGACAGUUCACGUGGACGGGCCGCACGAAGCCUGUUAAGGUGCGUAUACACUUAUUGCGUAUCAAUAUGGACGGGCAAGCGUUGCAUCGUUGUUUGUGAAAAUGUAUCGUACAGUGAUAAGGUACGAUGAUACGCACGAUGAUUCGAUAAGAGGAUACGCAACAAAUGGAUACGCACCUUUACAAGGCGAUCGUUGAUACAGUGACUCAUAUUCGUUCACAUACUUCUGAAAUAACAAUUAAAUGUACAAAUUUUUAUGCAAUUUCUGUUU
Molecule: messenger RNA, 2548 nt
Organism: Dufourea novaeangliae
Lineage: Eukaryota; Metazoa; Arthropoda; Insecta; Hymenoptera; Halictidae
Product: sodium-coupled monocarboxylate transporter 1-like
Exons: 15
Coding region: 181-2028 (615 amino acids)
Biological process (GO): sodium ion transport; transmembrane transport
Cellular component (GO): membrane
Molecular function (GO): symporter activity
Source: RefSeq, a predicted model, not a curated record